Symbiodinium sp. CCMP2592 is the source of this 1599-nucleotide messenger RNA. The record is from the annotation of a GenBank genome assembly. Lineage: Eukaryota; Dinophyceae; Suessiales; Symbiodiniaceae.
AUGUCGGUCGUCACAGGGCCGGCUGAUGAGGACGACAGGUCUUGGUCUUCGUGGAGCUCGGCUUUUGAGCCGCAUAGCAAGGCGAGACAGCAGAGCCCUGCAUCGGGCUCGGAUAGCUCUGCCAUCGAGGCCAAGGCUGAUGUUUCGCGAGAGUUGGAUUCGCGGAAGCCGACGAUCUCCGGAGCUUCUUCAUCUGGGGAGCUCGCUCCGUCUUUUUCUGCUGCUGCUACGUCUGCUGAGGUCUCCCACGACAUUGACUUGCAAUCUGCAGGCACAUACACGGUGGAGGCUCACACGGCGGCGGAUUAUGUGAUCGGAGCAUUCUCUUCCAGUGCUGUGGAGCCAGAAAGGGCUGUGUUGAUGGAGCGAGGUGUUAGGUGGAGUGAUUUUGUCUCCACGGCUGAGCGUUGGGACAGAGCCUCGGUCUUGGAAAGAAAACUGGCGCAAGAGCGCAUGUUUGGUGAGUGUGUGCGCCAGAGGAGCAGAAACCGUGAUCGCAGACGCGACCGGGAAUCAAGAUCGAGGGGAGCGCAAGCUGUUGCGCCUUUUCCCCCGCCGGUGCCUCAGCUGCCGGCUGCAGCGCCGGGAUAUGAAUGGAGGCAAGUACCAGUGAUGCCCGUGCAGCCACCUUUGCCGCCUCCCUCGACACCUGCCCCUAUUGCCCCUGCUGUGCAUGUGCCUCAGCAGCAGUCUACGUGGAAUCGCCAGCCCUGGCGCGGAGGGGGCCAGCAGAAGCAGCAGGGCCAAUGGGGCCAGCGCUGGAAUAAGUGGCAUCGGUCCAGUCAGGGGUCGAAUGAGCCUCGAGGGUCGGGCCACCAGUCCUCUUGGACGGACCCAGACCAUCACAACAUUCAGGAGGCCACUCCUUCUGAAGUGGCUGCGGCCGACGCCCGUAAGUCCGCCAAAGAGGCUGAUAAGGAUGAGGCAGACGACGAAGAGUCGUACCUCGCAGCCCUGUGGAAGUCGGCGCAAGAUGAAGCGCGUGCAGACCCCACUCGCCCAUUGUCAGCCCGGGAACUGGCAGAGCAGGGAAAACUGCAGUGGUGGUGGAAGAUGCCUUGGAAGACCAUCGCCGAGAAGUUUCCUGACACGCAUGGCUACAAGGAGUUUUUGGAAGGACUUGAAGGUCCGAUCCCGACCUCUGUGAUUUCCCGCGUGGUCACGGUCCUUGCUGCCUUUCGGUCUUAUGGCCGCCCCCUUGAGGGGGACAAUCCAGUGGCGGGCGUCGUCGGACCCGAUGCUCAUAUUUUUCGAGUGCCUGGGCAACGGAUUUUGAUCCUAUCCUGCGAACUGCGCGGGCCAAGCUAUAUCCGCAAUCCGAACUCGGCCCAUUCGGCUAUCAUGGCUCAUGGUACCUCUUUCCCCUCUUUAGUCGGCGUGGCAGAGAUAGGGGAGAUCGCGGUGAACGAUUUCCGCGAUCAGGGAACUCCCUGCUUCGGCUUUUCGGCACGAGGUUCAUUGGUCACCUUGUCGCGUGAUGCACUGGAAAGUGCAGCGACAAAAUGCGCGAGUCGGGCUAAAGCCCUGGGCGGGGCGAUUGUUCUCGUAGAGUGCGAGUUGCCACGGAGCACCCCCGCUGUGGAGGGGGGAAUGACAUGA